Sesamum indicum (sesame) is the source of this 1225-nucleotide messenger RNA. Its product is annotated as ubiquitin domain-containing protein 7SL RNA1. Gene Ontology annotation, cellular component: cytosol; nucleoplasm. The record is from RefSeq and is a predicted model, not a curated record. Gene Ontology annotation, biological process: proteasome-mediated ubiquitin-dependent protein catabolic process. NCBI's taxonomy places the organism in Eukaryota, Viridiplantae, Streptophyta, Magnoliopsida, Lamiales, Pedaliaceae. Gene Ontology annotation, molecular function: proteasome binding; polyubiquitin modification-dependent protein binding; ubiquitin binding.
UUCAAGUCGGGGAUACAAAAUGAAUUUUAAAAAGUCAAAUAUAUAAAUAUCAUUCACAUUCAGCCAAUAUCGGAUGCUGUUACAACUAUCCUUGUAUAUUUUUCCACACUCUCUUCUUUUGCAAUCUCUUUCUCUCUCACACACAACCGCACGCAAACACAAACUGAGUGAGUGAUGGAUGUGAUCUUCCAACCAAGUCGAGGCAGCCCUUUCUACAUUGAGGUGGGCUACUUCGACACAAUGCUGGAGAUCAAGGAGAAGAUCCAGAAGGAUCAGGGCAUCCCCAUCUCCAAACAAACCCUAAUUUUCAAUGGCAAUAUCCUCCAAGAUGAGUUGAAUGUCCACAACUCUGAGAUCCUUGAUCGGUCUCGCAUCCAUCUACUGGUGCCUUCCGACGCUGGCAGCCAACCGACCAAGAUGGAUGAGCUUUCACCCUCGAAGAUCCAGCUCCUCCUCAAAAUGCCGUCAUCAAAGCUCGGCAUCGCUCUUGAAAUGGAUGUCAACGAAACAAUUCGAAGGCUCAAGGAAAAAAUCCACGAAAUGGAAGGAGUACCGAUCAACCGAUUGGCCGUCCAUGCAAAUGGAAUCGAAUUGCAUGAUCAUAAAUCCAUGCAGGACUGCGAGCUGUCAGAUAACUCAGAAAUAGAUAUAGUUGUUCGGUCCUCUCCUGUCCCCACUACGUCGCGAUCGUCUGGGAACAUGAACAACGGAUCGAGGAAGUUGAGGAUCGUCGUUCUUACCAAAUGUGGUACUGAAAAAAUUCCGGUCGAGGUGAAUUCCUCGGACAACGUGGGGGAACUGAAGAGGAAGCUGCGGAAGCUGAAACUGAAUCUUCCACAAGAAGGGUAUUUUUUCAUUUACAAACAAAAUGUAAUGGAUGACGAUCGAUCUUUCAGAUGGCACCAUGUUUGUCAAGGAGAUACCAUUGAGAUUUUUGGUGGGAGUGUUUCUGGUGGAUCAUGAUCAUUUAAAAUUUAAUAAUCACGAUAGAUAAUUGAAAAUCCAUAAAAGAUCAACUUAAUUUGGUGCUAUUUUCAGGUAAUAGAGCGUUUAGGGUAUUAAUACCAUUUCUUCUUCUUCACUAGUAAUUCUUGUUAUCAAUUCAAGUUGUUCUUGGCAUUAGAAUAACUAGUCAUGUGUUGUAGGUAGUGACCAAUUAGGACUCUCACUCUUCCGUAGAAUCAUAGUUUUUGUUAGAAAAUUUGUUAACUUGGAUAUUUCUCAA